GAAAAGAAAGAGAAUGUGAGAGAGAAAAAAGUGAGAAACCACUAGAUGGCAGUUAGAACUAGAAUUCUGUACCUGUGAUGUUGUUAUUCUGAGUGUCAUCCCAGUAAAGAAAUGAAUUCUCUGCGAUCAACCAGGAAAUUUAUUUUUCUCUUGUUGAUUUCUGUUUUUCUCAUUGGAUUUAUGUACCAAUACAAUGUUCCAACUUGCUUAGUGUCAACAAGUUCCCUUAAUUUAAGUAAACAAAAUGCUCUCCAAUCACAAGUGCAACAACCUUCUUCCGGUGGUGAUCCACUUUCAUGGUCAUCAUCAGGUAAACUCUACUCAUCGCUCAUAUCAGAUUCUUCAGCCUCGUCCAGUGACUUGACAGUGACGCCAAUCAACCGGGCGAUUCCACUCAUAUUCAUCGGGGGAAUGCCCCGUUCGGGUACAACUUUGCUUCGCGUCAUCUUGGACGCUCAUCCGGACGUCAGGUGUGGGGAAGAGACUCGGGUAAUACCUCGUCUACUUGGUAUUCGAGCUCAAUGGAUGAAGUCACCCUUUGAGUCGCGUCGACUACAAGAAGCAGGUAUUACCCCCGAAGUCUUGGACAGUGCAAUUUCAGCCUUUAUCCUGGAGAUUGUCGGUAAACAUGGGCCACCCGCUCAAAGGCUGUGUAACAAAGAUCCGUUUACUCUGCGAUCGGCGGUUUACCUUAAGAAACUGUUCCCCAAUUCAAAGUUUAUCUUCAUGAUUCGCGAUGGACGUGCAGUUGUCCAUUCGAUCAUCACUCGAAAGGUCACCAUUUCGGGAUUCGACCUGACCGACUAUCGUCAAUGUAUGAAAAAGUGGAAUAGUGCAAUGCAAGCGAUGCAUAAUCAGUGUGAAACUUUAGGACCAUCUUAUUGUUUGCCCGUUUAUUACGAGCAAAUGGUGUUACAACCAGAAUUAUGGUUGAGAAAGAUUCUUCAAUUUCUUGAUGUGCCUUGGAAUGAUUCUGUCCUUAACCAUGAGAAAUUAAUCAAUAAACCUGGUGGAAUAUCACUUUCCAAAUUGGAAAGAUCAACAGAUCAAGUAAUCAAACCGAUCAAUGUUGAAGCUCUAAGUAAAUGGGUCGGUCAUAUGCCCGAAGAUGUGGUUCGGGACAUGGGCUCAAUCGCUCCAAUGUUAUCGGUUCUUGGUUAUGAUCCCUCAGCUAAUCCACCGGAUUAUGGUAAACCCGAUGCCUUUGUAGUUAAUAAAAUGAAAGAUCUUUCCCAGAAUCGUAAGGAAUGGGAAGAGAAAGAGAAAGAAUUAUUGAAAGUUCGUCAAUCCAUCCAAAGUGAUCUAAUUAAACAGAGAGGUUCAUCUAAAGGUUUAUCAAGGGAAGACUCGGACAAUGAAAUUGGUCAAAGUAUCGGCUAUCGAUUAACAAAGGAACAAUCAUCUUCUAAGGAUAGUUAGCAAUGAAUUAAGAGAAUCAAGUUAAUAUUGACCAGAGAAACAACAACAACCAAACAAACAAAGAAAGAAACAAUUGAUGAUAAUGAGAGAGACAAGAAGCAAAAUCUAGAUCAAUAUUUGAAAAUUUAUAUUAUUCUUUUAAUAGAAUCCAUUUGAUAUCCCAAAUAUAUAAAUACAUCAACAAUGAUGAUGAGUGAAGACUAAUAGAAAAGAGGAAGGAAGAGAAAAUGAUGAUAAGAUGAUGUUUAAUAAUAACAUUUCCAGUUGAGAGUAAACAACAAAAGAUACAAUAGGAUUUUGAGCUUUAAUCUAAAGACCAGAGAACGAUUUUAUUAAUAUAACUAAUAAUGAUAUCGAUGAAGAAGAUGAUAAAAUUAAUGAUAAAUUUUCUCAUCAUCGAAGCGAUUAAGUUGUGAUUCUCAAAUAUAUAAGUGAUGAGGAUAAAACGAGAGAGAGAGAGAGAGAGUCAAUAAGUGUCUCAAUUAACUGAUUGAUUGAUUAAUUUAAUUUGCUAACUAUCUGAUAGAAUGAUUCUGUUUCCCUUACCACAAAUGAUUAAGAAAUUUAAAAGCAAAGUAAAGAGAAAUUAAAACAAAAAGUAUAACAAUUAACUACAAAGUUCCUGAUCUUGGAUUAACCACCAACGAUAAAAUUGAUAAUAAGCUAAUUGCGAUCAUCAAAUGGACAACAAUUGAUCCAAAUGAUACAAAGAAGAAAAAAAAAUCAACCAAAACCAACAAGUGAAUCAUCAUCAUCACCUAAAUGAUGAACUGAAUAUUAAUACAUUGAACUGAAUAGGAAAAUGAUGAUGAUGCUCUUACAUUCAAUUUCAUAUGAUCUACAUUCAUAUUAAUGGGCUCACCUGACACAAAUUAUAUAUUCAUGUGAAUAUCUUGAUUCCCAUUGAUGAAAAUGAUGAUGAUUCAAAUCAUCUACAGAACCAUCAAUAGUUUGAACAACAUUUACAGGGUGCGAACAAAGGAAAAUUCAUCUUCUUCUUUAUUCAUCUGAUGCAUUUUCUUUCAUCAUGUUGACUCAUGAAUUACCUGGUUUGUUGUUCCUCUUAUUUUGUUAUGUCAUUCAGAUUAACUUUUAAUACAUUAUCAUGUUACCUUGCAUGUUGCCCACUUGUUCAUCUGCAAACUGACCCAUGUCUUCAUCUUCAUCUUCAUCUUCAUCAGUCUCUCCCAAUUCCUCCUACAUAUCAUGAAAUAUUUAUGUAAAUGAUGAUAUUCUCAUUCUGACUCUCAAUCUUCAGUCUGAAUUUGGAACCAAAAAAAAAACAAUCAACUGAACAUUUUUUCCUUUAUAUUUCUGAUAAUUAGGAAAAGAUGAUAAAUAAUUAUGACCUCGUGAUGAUGAUGAUAAUUAUCAUGAGCAUUUAAUUGUUCCCAUUUUAUCAUUUACAGUUGGACUUAUUUCAAUGUUGACAGAUGAAGAGAGACAGAAUAUUUAUCAUCCAGAACUAUCAUCAUAUUCAUCUAUUCCUCCUUCAUUGUUACCAUUUACGUAGUAUAGGAGAGAGAGAGAGAGAGUGAGUUAUAUGUGAAUUUUUCACCCUGAAAAUUUGCUAUUCAAACAAACUGAGAGGAUUGAAGAUGGCGAUGAUGAGGAAGAUGAGAGAUGAAGUUUUGUUCAACAAAAAAACGAUAAUCAAAAAGUUGAGAUGCUUUUUAUUAUUCAAAAGGAUGAAGAUGAGAAGGAAAAAGAUGAAGGUUAACUGUAGAUGGUGAUGAUGAAUUUAUCCAUGUAAGAGAUUCUCAAUUAAGUUACUUUGUUAUUAUUUAUCCUCUUUCAACAUCCUGAUGAAGAUGAAAGAAGAUGAAGAUUUGGAAGAAAAAGUUUAGGCAAAGAAAGAAGAUGAAAAAAAUCUCAUGACAAAAUUUUCAGUCAACUCUUCUUCCUUUAUCUUCCAAACUCAUCCUCUUUCCUGUCUCUCUCUCUCUCUCUCUCUCUGUCUCUCUAUCUCAUUGAUUUCUCAUCUUCCAUCUCAAUCUUUAUCAUCAUCACACCACUUCACCUUUUGUCAUCCAUCUCUCAUCUUUAUAUCUAAUUUUUCAUCAUCCACACUUUCCCACCGCAUCAUCAUCAUCUUCUCUCUCUCUCUCUCUCUCUCUCUCUCUCUCUCUCCUCCCACUCUUCAUCUGAAGAGAUCAAAGAAACAAAAAGCUUCACUGUGAGAUACUAAUCGUUAAUAUUAAGCGAAAACAAAACAAAAAAAGUUCUAAAGCCUUAAACAAAACGCUACCAAAAAAAGAAAACAAAUAAAGUCGAUAAUGUGAGUUGAUUAUAAUCCAUGAUAUUUAAUCUGUUUCAUCCUCUCGACUACAGGGUUGGUGUAUUAGAAUUUGUAAUUACCCUUAAUUACCCAUUAGAAUAAAAAUGUUACAAAUAAUUCUGUAGACCGAAUCGAUAAUGUUUCUCAAUAGAGAAAAAAAAACCUUUUCUUGUUUUGUUUUGUUCCAUCAAAAUAUCACAAUCAAAACAUGUCAACCAACCAACUUCACUCUGAAUGACCACCACACCCAAAAAACUCAACAACCCACCUUUUAAAAAGCAGCACAAAAGUCAAGCUUGAAAAGAAAAUUAUCUCUUCUCUCUCUCUCACUCUCUCUCCCUUUAAUCCAUGGCUUAAAUCCUCAAUGAACCCAUGUCACAUUGAAGAUAAUGAUGAUGAUAUGACUUUGUCUUUCUCACCAUAAUCUUGAUGAUUAUCAAUUUUGUCUCUGUUGUUGUAAAUUGUAAAUUUGAUUACCAAUCAAAAUUCAUCAUCCACCAUGAUGUAAACUAUUCAUUGUCAUUUUCCACCCUACUCAUCCUCUUCCCACCCAAUUGUCAAUCAUAAAAGUCUAAGUAUUAAUUAUUAUCACUAUUAUAUAUUAUUUAUAAAAAGAAAACUAAAAAAAGUUAUUAAAACAAUUAUUUCAAAA
Molecule: messenger RNA, 4349 nt
Organism: Panonychus citri (citrus red mite)
Lineage: Eukaryota; Metazoa; Arthropoda; Arachnida; Trombidiformes; Tetranychidae
Product: protein-tyrosine sulfotransferase 2-like
Exons: 1
Coding region: 112-1419 (435 amino acids)
Biological process (GO): peptidyl-tyrosine sulfation
Cellular component (GO): Golgi apparatus
Molecular function (GO): protein-tyrosine sulfotransferase activity
Source: RefSeq, a predicted model, not a curated record